Molecule: messenger RNA, 516 nt
Organism: Pipistrellus nathusii (Nathusius's pipistrelle)
Lineage: Eukaryota; Metazoa; Chordata; Mammalia; Chiroptera; Vespertilionidae
Source: the annotation of a GenBank genome assembly
AUGGCUGCUGGCCAUUGUCUCUACUGCUCGGAAUGCAUCCAGAGAGAGUUCCUCUCCUGUUUCCUUACAAACCCGCACUAUGGCAGCCUCAUUAAUGCAGAUGGCCAUGCUGAAGUGUGGACAGAUUGGAAUGAUUUAUCCAAGUUUUCCCAGUAUGGAUGGAGAUGCACCACUAAUGAGAAUACCUAUUCAAAUCGUACCCUGAUAGGCAACUGGAACCAGGAAAGAUAUGAUCUAAGGAAUAUAAUACAGCCCAAACCCUUGCCUUCCCAGUUUGGACACUACUUUGAAACAACAUAUGAUACAAGCUACAAUAACAAAAGACCACUUUCAGCCCAUAGAUUUAAGCGAGAGCCUCACUGGUUCCCAGGACAUCAACCUGAGCUGGAUCCACCUCGAUACAAAUGCACAGAAAAGUCAACUUAUAUGAAUAGCUAUUCAAAACCUCAAAUUGAGCAUCACUCUGUGUGUGUAUGUAAUAAUAAUAACUGCCCAUUUCAGGGUGAGAGGUUCUAA